Messenger RNA from Peromyscus leucopus (white-footed mouse), 4120 nucleotides. It is a transcript of the gene Usp51, whose product is annotated as ubiquitin specific peptidase 51. Lineage: Eukaryota; Metazoa; Chordata; Mammalia; Rodentia; Cricetidae. Gene Ontology annotation, molecular function: cysteine-type deubiquitinase activity; zinc ion binding. The record is from RefSeq and is a predicted model, not a curated record. Gene Ontology annotation, biological process: protein deubiquitination. The coding region runs from base 224 to 2359 and encodes 711 amino acids. The transcript has 2 exons.
UUUUUUCUGCCUAGGGGGACAGCGGUGCCAUUCAUCACUGCUGGAGGCCUGAAUCCGGGGCUGGGGGCCCAUACGUGGAGAUGGGAGGGGCCAGGGGGCGGCCCCCUUGUGACCAGCCCUGAGGAGAGGUCAGAGAGAAGACUGGCAGAGGAGCGCCUGGACAGCAGCAGCAGCUGACUUUCUAGAUCAAGCGCCUUGGGGCCCCAGGCUUGGGAGUGAGCCGAUGGCCCACGUUCGAGAAGCGUCCCGGUCCUCCCGCUCCUUCGCCAGUUGGAGUUCGGGAGGCGGUCGAGGAGCCUGUUUGGAGCAGGCGGCUGAGAAAGCAGCAGAAAUGGAGCAGACGAUGCGGGGUACACAGGGAGCCCGGGAGAUGAAGCCGGAGCAGUGGCCGGAGCCCAAGCCCACGUCGGAGAACUUAACAAGGAGGGGCAGUGGCAGCGAGGAGAAGGUGCUCCCUUCCAGCCCGGCUGCUUGUCACACCAGCUCCAGCUCGGUUUGCCCGCGCCGCAAGCCCCGCCCUCGGCCCCAGCCCAGGUCCCGCUCCAGGGGAGGGCGUGGGCUCAAGGCCCCACCCCCGCCUCCCGCCAAACCUCCGCCUCCCCCGCCAGCGCCGCCACCAUCACCCCCGCCCCCGCUGCGGUCGGUGGCCCGGCGCAAAUCCAGGCGUAGAUCCAGGCCUGCACCCAGACCCCAAACACGAAAAAGCUGCUCUAGUGACCAAGUCUACUCUGGGGAUCCAGAUGUCGCAGAGAACAGGUUACUGGAGGUUGGGUCUGAUAAGGGGCCCAUGGGCUGUUCCCAUGUAGAAAGCUUUAAAGUAGCCAAAAACUGGCGGAAGAACCUGCGGAUGAUCUAUCAGCGUUUCAUUUGGAGUGGGACACCGGAAACUAGGAAACGUAAGGCCAAAUCAUGCAUCUGUUAUGUGUGUAAUACCCAUAAGAACAGACUUCACUUGUGUCUGUCCUGUGUAUAUUUCGGAUGCUUUACUGAGAAACAUAUUCAUAGACAUGCAGAGACAAAACAACACAAUUUAGCAGUUGACCUCUAUCAUGGGGUUAUAUAUUGCUUUAUGUGUAAGGAUUAUGUAUAUGACAAAGAUAUAGAACAGAUUGCCAAAGAAACAAAAGAGAAAAUUCUGGGACUAUUGCCUUCCACUGCAAUAGACAUUUCUUAUCAGCAGUAUAUGACAUUGGAGGUUGAAGAAAAUCAAUCAACCUAUGAGGCAAAAGAACAGGAGACCACACUGGUAAAACCCAAGAAAAAGAGGAGGAAAAAGACAGUGUAUUAUACUGUAGGCCCCAGAGGGUUAAUCAAUCUUGGAAACACUUGCUUUAUGAAUUGUAUUGUCCAGGCACUUACCUACAUUCCACUACUGAAAGAUUUUUUCCUUUCCGACAAACACAAAUGUACUAUGACAAGUCCCAGCUUGUGUUUGGUCUGUGAAAUGUGUUCACUUUUUCAAGCGAUGUACUCUGGGAACCAAAGUCCUCAUGUUCCCUAUAAAUUACUGCACCUGAUAUGGAUUCAUGCGGAACAUCUAGCUGGGUACAGGCAGCAAGACGCUCAUGAGUUUCUUAUUGCAAUAUUAGAUAUGCUGCAUAGACACAGUGGAGACGACAGCACAGAGCAGGAAAGUAACCCCAACCCCUGCAACUGCAUCAUAGACCAAAUCUUCACAGGGGGCCUGCAGUCAGAUUUGACCUGUAAAGUCUGCCACGGUGUCUCCACCACUAUAGACCCCUGCUGGGACAUCAGUCUGGACUUGCCUGGCUCUUACUAUACCUCAGAGAGAGCUAGUAGCGCAGUGCGUAGGGCUGGCCACAAACCAAGAGUCCCCUCGCUUACAGAUUGCCUACAGUGGUUUACAAGGCCAGAGGACCUGGGAAGCAGUGCCAAAAUCAAGUGCAGUCGAUGCCAAAGCUACCAGGAAUCUACCAAGCAGCUCACAAUGAAGAAAUUACCAAUCGUGGCCUGCUUUCAUCUCAAAAGGUUUGAACAUUUAGGCAAACAGAGACGCAAGAUUAAUACUUUUAUCUCGUUUCCUUUGGAGCUGGAUAUGACACCCUUUCUGGCUUCUACUAAGGAAAGUAUAAUGAAAGGCCAGCCCUUAACAGACUGUGUGCCCAGUGAGAACAAGUAUUCUCUGUUUGCGGUGAUUAACCACCACGGAACUUUGGAAAGUGGUCACUACACCAGCUUUAUACGUCAAGAAAAGGACCAGUGGUUCAGCUGUGAUGACGCUGUCGUGACGAAGGCGACACUGGAAGAGUUACUCCGUAGUGAAGGGUACUUACUGUUCUAUCACAGGCAGGAUAUCGAGAAUAAUCUUACCCAGACGCUUUCCAUAAAAACAGAGUAAGGAUCCUGCAAUGAUACACACACCUACCUGGAUGGACAACCACCAGCACCUCUUAAAGAAACACAAAAAUCUACCUGGAGUGGACAGUAACCGUAACACCUAUAUAAGUGACCCUUUGGCAAAAAGGAACUGUUUUACCCUGUUCCGUGGGUCUAUGGGAAGAAGACAUUGAAUUACCAGUGACCAUUUAGCCUUAAGAAUUGGGGGGAAGGGAGGAGAGGUUGAAAAGGGUCACAUAAAGCAAAUUAAGUGAAGUCUCAAGGUGGAGGGAGGUGCGAAUAAAAUCAAAUUCCUAUGUGCUCUUUAUUUCUUCAAAGAUAUUGUGUUAAGUGUGGGGGAGAUCUUUUAGGAAAGGGGUUUUUAAUUGAUUGUAGUUCCAGUUAUGAGUGCACAAAUAGUCUGAAAAUAAAAACCAAAUAUUUUAAGAGAAAAACUUUAAAGCUUUAAAAGAAAAACGGUAAAAAAUACUUUUGAAAGUUUUAAGAGAAUGUUUUAAAUGUCAAAAUGUUAAGUUAAGUAUUUUAGAAGAAAUAUUUUUUAAAGGUUUUUAAUUUAAAAUGAUUUGAAAUUGUUAGUAUUGAAAAUAGAGUAUUUAGAAAUUCUUACAAUUUAAGACAAAAUAUGAAAAUUUAUAAGAUAGUUAUUGAAACGAUUUAAUUUAAAAAUAGUAAAAGAAAAUCUUUUAAAGACCCAAUGUUUAAAGUGAAAAUGCAUAGAUUCUAAAAAUUUACCAAAAUUUACAAAAGUAUGCCUGUAAUAGUAAAAAAAAAUAAGUCAAAAUAUAGAAUAAAAUGAAAUUUUAAGUUAAAAUCAGAUAAAAUAGUUUAAAGGAAGAAAGUUUAGAACAAUUCAAGGAAACAGAAAAUUGGCUUUAAAGAUUCCAAAAAGAAAAGAGAAAUUUUAAAAUGUUGAGAAUCUUACGUAAAUUCAAACAAAUUUUAAGUUUAAAAAGAAUAUUCACAAAUUGACAACUGAAAGAACAUGUAAAUAAGAAUGUACUUGAAAGUUGAAAUUUUUAUUUUGUACUUAAGUAUAUUGGAAUAUAGAUGGAUAUAAAAGAUAUAAUGAAAGAGAGAGUAAUGAUAAGAUAAAAUGGUUUGUGAACAUAUGUAUUUUUUUAGUUUAAUGUCAAUGCAGAAUUAACUAUAUUGGAAAAAGUGGUGACAUUAAGAUUUUUCCCAUUUAGAGCUCAUUACAUCCUUAGCUUCUGAAACAGGGCUUUUAAUAAUUUUGUGGCUUAGAGAAAUUAGAUCAUAACUGUGAAGUUCUGGCUUUUGGUGUUUCAGCCCCAUGGUCUGACUGAGAAAGUAGCAGGGACCCAUGCUAAGAAACUCCUACCCUCCCUGCUUUCAGUCUUUUGCCUCACGGGGAAGCAAGCUCUUUAACUUCUACAGUAGAACUACGGCUUUGUGUUUAACAGUCCUGCUAACUCCUUAACCCUUCCCGCCCACCCCGUCCCCAUUCCUGAUUCCUGAGUCCCUGACUUCCCUAGCCUUACCUAGAUCAAUAUAACCCCAGCCUGCAAGGUUCCUUUCUUAGACACCUGGUGACUUCAUUCCUUCAAGAGCAUUCAUAGAUGACUUCUCUGGAGCCUUCCCUGGAUCCCCUGUGCAGGCAUAAAUUAGAUAAUUGCCCCCCCCCAUCUCUCCUAUUGUGCCUCCAAAGUACUUUGUCUAUACCUCGAUGGAUAGUACUUAUUCAACUGUGAUUCCACUGUACCAUUGUGAUUGUCUGCCUCUCUGCACCAGGUCCUGAGAGCAG